Messenger RNA from Panicum virgatum (switchgrass), 732 nucleotides. RefSeq lists its product as uncharacterized. The record is from RefSeq and is a predicted model, not a curated record. Gene Ontology annotation, molecular function: DNA-binding transcription factor activity. The transcript has a single exon. NCBI's taxonomy places the organism in Eukaryota, Viridiplantae, Streptophyta, Magnoliopsida, Poales, Poaceae. Bases 1 to 732 code for a protein of 243 amino acids.
AUGUCCAAAUUUAGCGAAACUAAGCCCGAUUGGUCGGGGGUAGGGACUGUCGGACUGAUCGCAGUUUAUUUUUUUGCUCCUGCUACUUCCUGCCUUCCUGGAACAGUAAUUAGGACGGAGGGCCUUGCAUUGGUAUGGAGCAGGAGCCACCAUCCGCCGCCGCUUCCAGCAUCGGGGCUGCAGCUGUCCCUGGCCCUCGCGCCGGCGGCGGCCGGACGCCGCGAGGAGGUGGCGGCGCCGACGGCUUACGUCGCCGGAAAGCAGGUGCGGCUGUUCCCUUGCCUCUACUGCAACAAGAAGUUCCUCAAGUCGCAGGCGCUCGGGGGGCACCAGAACGCGCACAAGAAGGACCGCGCCACCGCCGGCUGGAACCCGCACGCCUACGGCGACGACGGCGCAGUCGCCGCGGCGGUGCCGCGGGACGCGCUCCGCAGAGGUGGCACAGCCAGAUCCGCCGCCGCCGCCUUGUCCGUGACGAUCGCCUCGCACUGGCACGGCAUGGAGCCCCCCGCCGGCGUCAAGGUCGAGAUGCCGGACGGCAGCACCCGGCUCUUCGCCGACCACGACCUGCUCCCGGGUGCGGGGGCAGCCUACCCCUCCGCCGUGUCCGGUGGGCGCGAUGGCACGGUGGAAAUGCACAACUGGAGGAGGACCUCCCGGAGAACGCCGACGCCAGCACCGCGCCCUCCAGCUCCGGCGGGGAGAUCGAUCUAUCUGGAGCUGCGACUCUAG